Molecule: messenger RNA, 522 nt
Organism: Pipistrellus nathusii (Nathusius's pipistrelle)
Lineage: Eukaryota; Metazoa; Chordata; Mammalia; Chiroptera; Vespertilionidae
Source: the annotation of a GenBank genome assembly
AUGCCCAUGAAAGGCCGCUUCCCGAUUCGCCGCACCCUGCAGUACCUGGGCCGGGGCGACGUGGUGUUCAAGGACACGGUGAAGGUCAUGACGGUGAAUUACAACACGCACGGGAAGCUGGGCGAAGGCGCCAGGAAAUUUGUGUUUUUCAACAUACCUCAAAUCCAAUACAAAAACCCGUGGGUGCAGAUCAUGAUGUUUAAGAACAUGACACCGUCACCCUUCCUCCGAUUCUAUUUGGACACUGGUGAGCAGGUUCUCGUGGAUAUAGAGACCAAGAGCAAUAAAGAGAUCAUGGAGCACAUCAAAAAAAUCCUGGGGAAGAAUGAGGAAACCCUGAAGCAAGAAGAGCAGGAGAAAAAGCAGCUUUCUCACCCAGCCCACUUUGGACCUCGGAAGUACUGCCUGCGGGAAUGCAUCUGUGAGGUGGAAGGGCAGGUGCCCUGCCCGGCCCUGGUGCCCUUACCCAAGGAGAUGACCGGGAAGUACAAAGCAGCUCUGAAAGCCAGUGCCCAGGACUAA